Effrenium voratum is the source of this 4407-nucleotide messenger RNA. The record is from the annotation of a GenBank genome assembly. Lineage: Eukaryota; Dinophyceae; Suessiales; Symbiodiniaceae.
CACUGGACUCGGUGACGUCCCAAGUAGAGCUGGUGGGCAAUUUUCUUUGUCUAAAGGCAUUUCAGCAUUUCCCUGCCCAGGUGGCCCUUCAACUGAUGCGAGGAGUGCCACAGGUGAGCUGCGCCCAAUGCGAGGUCACCUUCAACGCGGCGAUGAGUGCCUGUGAAAAGAUGUGUGCCUGGCGUGGAGGCCUCCAGCUCUUCUCCGAGCUACUUUGCAACAACCUUCAAGUCGACACCAUCGGCUUCAGCGUGACCAUCAGCUCCUUGCAGCGACUGGGGCGCUGGCAGCCAGCUAGCAAGCUUCUUCGUGAUAUGCCAGUUUGGAGAAUUCACAGAAAUACGGUGGGUGCCAAUGCUGCCAUCGCCGCAUGCAGAGGGCCUGAUUGGCCCUUCACGCUAGAUUUGCUGAGUUGGAUGCCAGAAGCUGGUAUGCAGCCUGAUCGAAUUACAAUGAAUUCCCAGAUUUCAUGCAGUGCACGCGGGAUCCAAUGGAUCAGCGCGCUGCACCUUUUUGCUCACCUUGGAGAGCUGGGCAUGCGCUUCAACGAGGUGACAUUGGGGGCUGCCGCAGCCGCCCUCGAGGACCCUGGGCUUUGGCGGAUGGGCGCGCAGCUGCUGACGGCCUUGACGGAAGGCUUUCGUGUGGAAGCCACGACCUGCUUCGAUGCUUCCCUGCGCAGCUGCUGGAAAGGAGGUCGGCCAGACCUGGUUCUGAUGCUAUUCGACGCCAUGCCGCGGCUCAGGCUUCCGCGGGAUGAGGUCGGCUUCAGAACAGCCGUGGAGGCGAGCAAGGAGGUGGCUUCCUGGCGUCGGAGUAUGGGUCAUCUUCGGCUGGGCGCAGGGUGGCUCCAACCCUUGCAGCUCUUGGCCCAGAUGGAAAACGAAGAGCUAUGCAAGGAUGCGCAGUACUUAGAAGCCAUCGCCGUGGUGCUAAUAGAGCAUACAGAGCCUGUGCCUCAGAUCCAGACUUUUCCAGCCAAGCUGAAGCGGGCGGUACACCCUGUCCGCCUCUUCAACGCCGCUCCGUCAUCAGUUGGGAGCCCAGCCAAAGUGAUGCUCAUGAACAGGUACGGCCGCCUCAGCAUGCAGUGGCUGGGCGUUGACGCAAUCGCCUGGGUCCCUGACAUGUGCCCUGGUCAUGCGAGCACAGCCGAGUUUGGCGCUGGCGGCGCGUCCAGCGCCCGCGUGACCGGAGCCGGAGCCGAAGCCGGCGUCAUUGGAGCAGCCGAUGCUACCCCAGUCGGAGGCCACUCGCAAGAGCACAUGCUGAACGCAGUCCUCAGCCUUCUCUCCCGCGACAUCACCCCCGAGGACUACGAAUUGCUGUUGAGGCUGGACGAGGCCAUCCCAAAGAAGCCCGCAACAGCUGAGGAGACACAUGAGGCAUUGUUUGCUCAGACGCCAGAAGACUUGGCCCGGAUGGCGAUGGCCAGCCCCAUGAGCUACGGCAUGGCAACUUUUCAAGGUGCUCAUGGACCCGCAGGUCAACUUGAUGGUGUUUGGCUAAAUGCAGACUGCCCGUGGGAGGAGUACACGGUGAGCGGCCAGAGAGUGUGCAGGACAAACUCCCUUGGCACGCGCGAGUUCAGUAUCCAGUGGGAUCCAGCCAGACUUGCCUGGCAAUGGGGAAGGUACGGCCGCCUCAGCAUGCAGUGGCUGGGCGUUGACUCCAUCGCCUGGGUCCCUACCAUGCAGUGCAAGCUGGGAGCGCAGCUUCCCGCCUCUGGGCCUGUUCCCGUUCGGUGCACAUGGUUUUGCACAUCGGCAAGAAGACAAGGAGGUUGGGUGUGCUUUUGUUCUUCGUUUCGGUUUCCGCUGAGCUUUGCGACUAGGCCAGCGGUCUUUGUCUUCUUCAACCUGAGGAGUGAGUUGGCCAUUUCGAUCUUUGAUCAACGCAUUCGCGAACCGCUUGAAUGUUCAGAUCUGCUGUAUAUGAUGAGCACCUUUGCUUUCAUCGAGUUGUUAUUCGAUAUAGAAUUCCUGUUUUGUGCUCAGUUGUUUGUGCAUGAGCACUGAUUUGUUUGGAGCAUGAUCCAAGGGGGAGCUGUGGAUGUUUGAUUGUUUGCUCACUAGCCGCCUUUGUACUGCCUCCCCUACGCCUUCCACAGCACUCGUAACCAGAUCUGGUGAUCCGCUGCCGCUGAUCUUAUGCGUUGCCAUGCGCCCAACUGGGGCAAGCGCCGUCCUGGCAGGGCAAAAGUAGCCGGCUAUGUGGUUGGCGGACGCGCGCCUUGCUCCACUCAAUCGAGUUCGUCCUGAACUGACCAGCAAAGCACCAAGUCCUUCCCAGAAUCCCAGGUUUUGGACAGUAGGCCCUUUGCGAGCUUGGGAUAUAUGCCAUGGUUACGGUUAGCUCCCUGAUGGAGGGCCUCUGCAUUGGUCUAGACGGAUCCCAGGCAGGAGCAAGGGUUGAGUGAGUCAAGAGAGUCCGCGCACGGCCUCGGGUUCUGUUUGAUCCUUGUCAGGCAGAUGAUCCGAUGGACCCUGCGCGUGUUGGUGAGGAUGUCCCUGGUGUGGAGGAUCUCCCUCAAGUUUCGCCUGGAGGGCUGGAUAUCACCGGGAUGGCCUAGGCCGACAUUUCUGAAGCGUGUGUCCAGUUUUCCUUGAAAAGGGCAGCCCUUGAUUCAAAGGCCCACGGCCUCACCUUUGGUUGUUCCUUUUCCCAACUGUAAGAGGUAAUCGGGCAAGACGAGGUCAUCACAGGAAACCCUUUUUUCUGCCCAAGUUAUCCAUUGCAAAACUCUCCAUGCCACUUCAGGAACGCCAGCCUGGAUGAGGAUCUUGAUAUAUUCAAGGCCAUGCUCCUUUACCUGAAUUGGUUUGGGCCACUUGUGCACCGGCUCAUGGCCCUGGAGGAACUAUCAAGGCCCAUUUGCUCGGUUUCCAUGGAGAUGUUUGCGAUUUUUCCACCUCCCAAAUGAUUCCCUUGCCCAAAUCACACAGUCGCACUCGCCCGGCCCAAGGUCUCCCGGGGUCCGACUCGACUCGCUGAACCAGAGAUCUUGGUUCUUUCGCUCGCUUCAGGUGCCCCGGAUCCGAUCCGGAUAGGGAUCCGGGAUUCCCUGCCAGGAACCGCCGGACGACGUGCACAUUCUCGUCUCUUCGCACCGUUAAGGUAGGCCUUCGUCAAGAAGCGCCGGGAACACCCGAAGCAAAUCCCUGCAAACGGCCUCGCAAGAUGACCGGGACCAAUGCCUGAGCAACACCAGCUUGCACAGUACAUGCCUUCGGCUCCGCUCUAUUGUUUGGGUGAGAGCAGAAGGAUAGAGAGGCAGACACACACACACACACAGAGCUGCAGCACUGUGUUGCAUUAAGCAGUGAAUCCUCAACUGUAUGGAUGUUCAGGAUUCCAUAUUACAAACACUACCAUGAACAACUCUGCAAUGGAUUGAGAACAAACCGCCCUCGAAAACCAUCAGUGCCAGACAAACAGGCAAGCACUGAGCAACUGCCCGCUGCUUGUCUUUCCAUUUUCCGCGCCCAAGGUCCUGCGAACAAGGCCGAGUUUGGCGCUGGCGGCGUGUGCAGCGCCCGCGCGAGCGGAGCCGGAGCAGGAGCCGGCGUCAUUGGAGCAGCCGAUGCUACCCCAGUCGGAGGAGCUUCAAUCCGACAUUGCCCUGCGGCUUGACCCACCGGGAGGUCCUUAGUCUUCUCUCCCGCGACAUCACCCCCGAGGACUACGAACUGCUGUUGAGGUUGGACGAGGCCAUCCCAAAGAAGCCCGCAACAGCUGAGGAGACACAUGAGGCCCUUGAGGGCGUGCCCCUUGCAGAAUUCAUGGGCAGAGAGUGCACAAUUUGCCUGGCACGCUUUGCCGAAGUUGACACAGUUGCCGCGCUGCCAUGCAAGCACAAGUUUCAUGAAGAAUGCAUUCGCACGUGGCUCUCCAACUAUCGGAGAACCUGUCCACUUUGUUGCACUGAACUUGAGAGUACUGCAUGAUAGUGAAGAGAUUUUCCGUCAAUUCACUCGGGUCAAUCUGGCGGCGGUAUUUUUGGUGAUUUUGCAAAUGCUUACAAGCUUUGCUGAAAUCACACCCUGCAUGCUUCACUGAUCGCUCACGGCCACACAACGGGAGCAUUGACAAGAUCUGCGGCACUUGUUGCUUUCGGACUGCCGCGGCCGUUGGUGGCCUCACUUGUAGGCAGCUGUUCCAUUGCAAGCAACAAAUGUACAUAGCUUUGCAGGAUCCCAGCUGAUCUCCGGAUGCUGGCACUAGGCAUCCAGUUGCUUUCAACCCGGCCCAUGCGCAUGAGGUGCUAAGUACCUCCGUGCUUGGUCAAACUGUUUGCGUAGCGGGCCUGCGCUCGGGAACGCUGCUCGUUGGUGAGCACUAGAAGCACUGCAGGCAGAGGGGCCUGAUUUCAACACGACUUUGCACCACACUCCGGCCGGACAGAGA